Colletotrichum spaethianum is the source of this 243-nucleotide messenger RNA. RefSeq lists its product as uncharacterized. The transcript is spliced from 2 exons. Bases 1 to 243 code for a protein of 80 amino acids. The record is from RefSeq and is a predicted model, not a curated record. Lineage: Eukaryota; Fungi; Ascomycota; Sordariomycetes; Glomerellales; Glomerellaceae.
AUGUUGGGCGGCAGCACAAGUCCGAUUGCGUUCAUUAUCGCCAUCGUCAUUCUUGGCUCCUUCGUUGGUCUCCUCAUAUACUCCAGCGUCAUCUACCACAAGUUCCGCAAAGGCACUCUGCGCGGGAAUUACGCACCUGCCAACCAACCUUCUGCCUACACUGGGGCGUACUCCGCCAACGAGCCCACAAAGCCCUACGACCCAAAUCCCUCCCGUUACGAGAUGGACAAUAGAUAUGCAUAA